UAAUCGAACGCCUAUCGCGCAGCAGAAGAGCUACAAGAUGGCGCAGGCAAUAUUUGAAGUGCUGGAAGGCAUGGACAACCAGACAGUCCUGGCGGUCCAGUCUCUGCUAGACGGUCAAGGCGGAGUUCCUGAUCCAAACAACCAGAAUGUGUCGGGGACGUCCACCAUUCAGUCCAUGGAUGACGAGGACGUGUUUCUGUGUGGAAAAUGUAAGAAACAGUUCAACUCUCUGCCAGCGUUCAUGACACACAAGAGGGAGCAGUGCCAGUCCAGCGCCCCCUCUCUGUCCACGGUGUCCUUGGCCUCCACUAAUGCCUACACCCCUGUCCCAUCCAUCAGCUCGGGGCCGCAGACUCCUGCAAACAGACAGGUAUCAACAUACAUCACAGUCCCUCCCUCUCCGCUCACGCACACGCUGGUCCAAGGAAACGUCCUGGUCAGUGACGAUGUUCUUAUGUCUGCAAUCUCAGCGUUCACCUCCAUCGAUCAGCCCAUGGCUGCCAUGCAGACGCCCAUACAGAGUAACCUGAGCAUGCACACAGCUGGUGUAUCCUAUCUACAGCACCAUCAUCAUCACCACCACCAUCAUCAUCAUCACCAGCAGCAACAGCAGCAGUCUUCCCACCCUCUGCCCUCCUCUCAGACACAAGCCCACCCCCUACCGGGGGGACAGCCCCCUCAGCAGCCGCUCUCCUCACAGGUCCCUGCCAGCCACAGUAACUCUGUGGUUCAGGUGUACAGCACGCUGCCCCACAUGGCAGGAGGUGGCGGUGCAGAGAUCCACACCCUUGGUCUGCAGCCUUUCCACCCUGUACAAGUGCCCAGUCAGUGUGUGGAGAGUCAGUCAUUCACCACCCCUCCCGUCUACAGUCCUGGGAAACAAGGCACUAAAACAAAGAUCUGCAGCAUCAACACCAACCUGACUGAGCUGGGCGACUUUGAAAAGGUCAUCAUCCCCAAACGGCCGAGGAACAGCAAGAAGAGCCCUGAUGGAGCCACCGCAGAGCAGCUGAAAGGAAAAGGACCAAAGCUGAAGUGUAACUUCUGUGACAAAAUCUUCUCAAAAAACUUUGAUCUUCAGCAGCACAUCAGGAGUCACACCGGAGAGAAACCGUUUCAGUGCAUCGUCUGUGGCCGAGCUUUUGCCCAGAAGUCCAACGUGAAGAAACACAUGCAGACUCACAAGGUGUGGCCGAUGGGUGUGGCCAGCACAGUGUCGAGAUUACCGAUCACAGUAAAGGUGGUACCAGUGCCGUCCAGUGAGGAGGAGGGAGUUCAGGAUCAGCAGCAGCAGCCGGGUGAACCUGAGGAGGUGGAGGGAUCUCAGCAGCAAAACAUUCAGACACAAGCAGAUGAAGAAGCAGCACAAACAGAAGCUCCAGGAGAAUUGGAGGAGAGCGCCACAGAGGCUCGAGCCGAUCUGGAGGUCAGCCCAGGUGAAAACGUCCAGAACGGUCAGCAGGUGCAGCAGCAGGUUCAGUCAAACCAGAACCAACAGUGCCAGUCUCAGACCAAACAGAUUGUUGUGAUCGACAGCUCCUACCAGUGCCAGUUCUGUGCCAGCAAGUUCAAAACCUACUUCCAGCUCAAGUCACACCUGACGCAGCACAAAGGAGAGCAGGUGUACAAGUGCGUGCUGAAGUCCUGCUCCCAGACCUUUCAUAAGUUGGAUCAGUUUCUGGAGCACAUCAGGACUCACCAGGAGCAGCUGACCUACCGCUGCCACCUCUGCAGUAAGGUGUUCCCUUCUCUGUUUGAACUGGGAGUGCACCAGUACUCCCACUGCUUCUGCCCACAACAGAACACGCGCAAGGAAACCACCGUCUACAGGUGUGUGAAGUGUCAGAGCAGAUAUUCCACCCAGGAAGCUCUGGAACAACAUCUACUGACCGCCUCUCACAACUACCCCUGCCCUCACUGUCAGAAGGUUUUCCCUUGUGAAAGAUACUUCAGACGUCACCUCCCCACGCAUGGCGUUGGUGGGAGGUUCAAGUGUCAGAUCUGCAAGAAGGCAUUUAAGACCGAGCACUACCUCAAACUACACACACGCAUUCACUCAGGUGAGAAGCCGUACAAAUGUUCCCUCUGUGAGGCGACGUUCAACAGGAAGGACAAAGUAAAGCGACACAUGCUGAUCCAUGAACCUUUCAAGAAAUACAAGUGUCCCUUUAGGUCCCAUGUGGGCUGUACCAAAGAAUUUAACAGACCAGACAAACUCAAAGCCCACAUCCUGUCACAUUCUGGUAUCAAACCCUACAAGUGUCUGUUCUGUCAGAAGGCGUUCAGCCGCAGAGCUCACAUGCUUGAGCAUCAACAGUCCCACACUGAUAACUACCGCUUCAGAUGCUCCUCCUGCAACAAGGGCUUCACCAGACAGAGCUACUACAGAGAUCACAAAUGUCCCACGGCAGGCAACGGGACGGGAGCAGAGGGGGAGACAGAGGAGGUGGAGGAAGAUGAGGCUGAAGGAGCAUCAAUGGCAGAGGAAAAAGAUGGGGAGGAAGUAGGAAGGAGAAGUACGUUUACGAGAAAAGCAGAAAGGACAGAGACUGAGGGAGACGAUGGAGAGGAGGAGGAGGAAAGUUUAAAGAACAUAGAAGAGCCGGUGGAGACACAGGAGGAGGAGGAGGGGGAGGGGAGGACUGAUGAGGGCUGUCAGGCUGCAAUGUCUAUCUCAGCCAUUGAAGGACAGACGGAAAGAGAAGAGGAGGAUAACAGGAUCGAACAUGGAGAUGAAGCACUGGAGCAGAUUCAGAGCAAUGACCAAAACUGUUUACAGCAGCCAUGUUUGUAGUUUUUACCCUCAUUAUAGUAUGAAUGAUUCCUGGGCAUGGACCAAACUCACUCUCUUAAACAUUAUUUAUUAAAACUGUCAGAGUCUGGGAUAUUUUCUAAGUAUUUGUUUUAAAUUAAAACAAUAUUUAAAUUAUUUGCACUGAUUUUACUUAUUUUACUGUGAAUGGUUGCAUCCUGUUUGUUACCUGUUUAAUUUAUUUUGCUAAAAUAAGAGCGGACCAUUUUCAUGUUUUUGUGUUCAGCUAUGGCAGUUCUUUAAAAAUGCUGUGAUGUCAAGAGCAAUGGAAGUACUUUCUAUGAUUUAUGUCACAAAACUAAUAUAUAAGCUUUCACUUGUCCUGCAGUAUUUUUUAUGUUUAUAAAUGCUUUAUUUUGAAAACUAAUAACAUCCUCCUUUUAUUAAAAUGGAUGAUCAGUUGUUUUUGCAUGCACACAGGGUAUUCUACAUGUCAGUGUACCGUCGUCCCACUGCUAUCUUUAACUAAGGGUGCAGCUGAUGUUCCUCUGUUGUUUUGCAUCAAUUUAAAGGUCACAUAUUAUGCAGAUUACAUUUGU
Molecule: messenger RNA, 3351 nt
Organism: Cheilinus undulatus (humphead wrasse)
Lineage: Eukaryota; Metazoa; Chordata; Actinopteri; Labriformes; Labridae
Gene: znf341
Product: zinc finger protein 341
Exons: 16
Coding region: 38-2794 (918 amino acids)
Biological process (GO): regulation of transcription by RNA polymerase II
Cellular component (GO): nucleus
Molecular function (GO): RNA polymerase II transcription regulatory region sequence-specific DNA binding; DNA-binding transcription factor activity, RNA polymerase II-specific
Source: RefSeq, a predicted model, not a curated record